CCCCAGCCCACUGACGACAUGCAAAAACGCAGCAGCCCACCUUUUCCCUCCCGCCAGCUGCGCCGCUGCAACCUCUCCUCUUUCUCUGCGCCGCACUAACAAAACCACCACAACACAAGGAGGCGAAAAUCACCUGCUUUCUUUCCUUACCGUCUUCCUUUUCUUGCCCGCACGCGACACCGGGCCUGGAUUCUGGAUUAUAUUGCCCGUCGUAUAAUCUGAGCCUCUUUCUCCCCCGCAGACAAAACAUCAGAAAGCAUAUAGUCCGCUGCCUGCCCAGCCGGUCUGUUUUCUCUUUUGCUCUGUCUCGUCUCGCCUAGCCUCCCCUUCCCCUCUUCUCUGCGACACUGCAACCUUGGUUUCUUGCGUCAACCGGUAUCCUCUUUUACAUUCGAAAUCGGCUUCGACAUCCUCGGCUCGACAAGAAGAAAGAAGGAAUAUAAUCAAACGUCAAAAGGAAUUUCCUCUUUCUCACAAGAGCGACCUUUUUUCUCUUUUUUUUCUUUUGCCCCUCCUGCCCACGUCUAGCGCGAACGUAUCGCGCUGCCUUGUUAGUUUGCCAUGAAUGACGAACAGACCAUCGCAACCAUCCGCGAAAAGAUUAACCGCGAGAAUCUUAUUAUCAAUGCCGCCACUACUAUGCAGGGCCGCACGGACAACGAAGUCGUGCGGUCCAGGUGCGAUUCCCAGAUCAGAGACGCCCGCCGCAACCUGCAGUUCUUUGAAGAGAAGCUCCGCGAAAUCCAAAUGAGAAAGCUUGGCCAAGGCGUUCAGAACAUGGGGGUCGGUGACGGCCCUCCUCCACCACCCAAGGACUCCAACGAUAUGCAGUACAGCGCCAUCGGCGGCCACGGUGAUAUGAUGCCCUCAGGUCCCCCUUUCAACCCCCCGCCGCCUGGUCAGCCCGGCUUCACAACAGCAAAGCCAACCUUUACAAAGCUCGACCUGAUUAAAUAUGACACACCGUAUCUUGGCCCCCGCAUUCAGCUCAUGCUCUCCCAGCUGCAGUUCAAGCUCAACGUCGAAGAACAGUAUCUGAAGGGUGUCGACAAGAUGGUCCAAUUGUAUGGACUCGAAGGUGACAGAAAGAGCAAGGCGGAUGCCGCAGCUAGACAUGUUGAGAGCAAGCAAAAGAUUCUGCUACUCAAGCAAGCCCUCAAGAGAUAUGGCGAGCUUCAUAUUGAUAUGGAUAGCGCAGAUGCUACCGAUGACGACUCGAUAAACACACCCAACUUGCGAAAGCCUCUCAGCGGUCAGUUAGCUAUCCGCAUUGUUGCUAUCAAGGAUGUCGACCAUGCCACGACGGGCCGCUUCUCUCGCGGUCCCGAGACAUCCGUCUCUAUCAAGGUCGAAGACAACGUCAUGGGCCGCACCAAGACAUCCCGAAACGACCGAUGGGAGGGAGAAUAUCACGCCAUCGAUGUCGACAAGGCCAACGAGGUCGAGCUUACAGUCUACGAUAAGCCCGGAGAACACCCCAUGCCCAUUGCCAUGAUCUGGGUUCGCAUCUCCGACAUUGUCGAAGAAAUGCGUCGCAAGAGGAUCGAAGCAGAGAUGAGCAGCUCUGGAUGGGUUUCUGCCGACAGAAUGGGCAACAACGGACAGCCCCAGGGUGGCCAAUUUGGAGGCAUGGGUGGCCAGGGUCAGUAUGGCGGUGGUAACGGCGGCUAUCCCCAACCGGGAGCCGGCGGUCAGCCUCCAUACGGCGCUCCUGGUCCUCAGCCUCAGGUCAAUACUGGCCCGAUUGACGGCUGGUUCAACCUCGAGCCUGCCGGCCAAAUCCAGCUUCAGCUCAGCUUCAUCAAGCAGAACAAGGAUCGCCGCCAGGUUGAUGUUGGUCUCGGCCGCAAAGGCGCUGUUCGCCAGCGCAAGGAGGAGAUCCACGAGAUGUACGGUCACAAGUUUGUCCAACACCAGUUUUACAACAUUAUGCGCUGUGCCCUCUGCGGCGAAUUCCUCAAGGCUUCAGCCGGUAUGCAGUGUGAAGACUGCAAGUACACAUGCCACACCAAGUGCUACCCCAGCGUUGUCACCAAGUGUAUUUCCAAGAGCCACGGCGAGCAAGAUCCCGACGAGGAGACGAUCAACCACCGUAUCCCACACAGAUUCCAAGCCUUCGCCAACGUCACCGCCAACUGGUGCUGCCACUGUGGAUAUAUCCUUCCUUUGGGCAAGAAGAACUGCCGAAAGUGCACAGAAUGCUCUCUCACUUGUCACGCCAACUGUUCACACCUGGUACCCGACUUCUGCGGCAUGUCUAUGCAGGUGGCCUCUACGAUUUUGAAGAAUCUCAAGGGCAUCCAAGGUGGAAGCAAGGUCACCAAGAUUGAGGGCAAAACGCUGCGCCCCGGUGCUAGUAACCGCCGCAGCAAUGCCACUCCUUCGCAACCCCAGCUUGCACCAUCAACUAAUGAGGCUGCUGAGGCUGCCCGGGUUAUGUAUCAGAACCAGCUUCAGCAGCAACAGCAGCAGGAUCACCGCAUGUCCCAACAAUCCCGUCCUGUGCCCGCGCGCGUCCCGUCUGAUAAUCACAGCCCAACAGCUGCAGCUGCAGCCGCAGCCGCCAUGACUGGUCUUUCUGGGCAGCAACAACAGCCGCAGCAGCAGCAGCGACCAAACCAGCCAUAUGGAUACGGUGGUAACUCACAAUACCAACAACCACCACAGACCACAUAUAACCCUAGUGACUAUGCUCGCGUCGAUAACGCCUACAGCCAGCCUCCACAGCCAGCCCAGCGCCCGGCCCCGGCCCAGGCUCCGACACCGACGUCCGCUGCUCCUCCUACACUCCCGCCAAUGUUCCCUCCUGCCAAUGCUGGUGCCAGACCUGACCACCAGGCUCCUCCGGCAUCCUCGGCCAACGCGAUGCCUGUAGCCCGCAAGUCCGAUCUUCCGUCGGCAACAGACUCUGGCACAGGCAUGCGCAUUGGCCUCGACCAUUUCAACUUCUUGUCCGUCUUGGGUAAGGGUAACUUUGGCAAGGUCAUGCUUGCAGAGACGAAGCGAUCAAGAAGACUCUACGCCAUUAAGGUUCUGAAGAAGGAGUUCAUCAUUGAGAAUGAUGAAGUGGAAAGCAUGAAGUCAGAGAAGCGUGUCUUCUUGAUUGCCAACCGCGAGAGACAUCCUUUCUUGACAAACUUGUCAGCCUGUUUCCAGACCGAGACCCGUGUAUACUUUGUUAUGGAGUACGUCAGCGGUGGUGAUCUGAUGCUUCACAUUCAACGCGGCCAAUUUGGUGCCAAGCGAGCCCAAUUCUACGCCGCCGAAGUGUGCUUGGCCCUCAAAUACUUCCACGAGAACGGUGUCGUUUACCGAGACUUGAAGCUUGACAACAUCAUGCUGACACCCGACGGCCACAUCAAGGUUGCUGAUUAUGGUCUGUGCAAGGAGGAGAUGUGGUACGGAUCCACGACCGGCACGUUUUGCGGUACGCCCGAGUUUAUGGCGCCCGAGAUUCUGCUGGACAAGAAGUACGGCCGGGCUGUCGACUGGUGGGCGUUUGGCGUGCUUAUCUACCAGAUGUUGCUGCAGCAGUCGCCAUUCCGUGGUGAGGAUGAGGACGAAAUCUACGACGCCAUUCUGUCCGAUGAGCCGCUCUAUCCCAUCCACAUGCCGCGCGACUCGGUAUCCAUCCUGCAGAAGUUGCUUACGCGCGAGCCCGAUCAACGCCUGGGUAGCGGCCCUACUGACGCCCAGGAAAUCAUGGACGAGCCCUUCUUCCGCACAAUCAACUGGGAGGAUAUCUACUACAAGCGCAUUCAGCCUCCCUUCCUACCAACCAUUAAGAGUGCUACUGAUACUAGCAACUUUGACUCUGAGUUUACGAGUGUUACGCCUGUUCUUACACCCGUUCAGUCUGUUCUCUCGCAAGCCAUGCAGGAAGAGUUCCGCGGCUUCUCCUACACUGCCGACUUCCAAUAGCGAGCCUGACAUUAUCCGAGAUUGCGUUUUUCGUUUUGCUUUGUUUCGUUAUUUUCCUUUUUGUGUAUCCAUUGUCCAAAUGUAGUCGUUGUUUUUGGACUAGAAAAGCUAUCAACUACCCCAAUGGUUUGUGUGUGUGUGUGUGUCAUGGAGGGCGACCUAGAAAAUUAUAAUGCUGACGGGGGUUCGGGGACGAGUGAGUGAGUGAUGAGAAGCAUGAUUUUAUGAAGGGGAUGAGGUGCAUAAUAGCAGAGCGGGUGCAGGGGACGCAUACUACAUGAUGAUGAAUCUAUUAUUGAAGUUUUAACCUCGAUCUGUUCUGCCACUGAGUGAUUGACUAUAAAGGAUAGAGACCUGUCUCGUGACAUACAAGUGUCAUUAUCGUUUACAUACACAAUGAGCAAUGCUGCACCAGACAGAGUUAUUGUAUCGUUUGACAAUUUUUUUGUUCAAUUUGGCUGUUUAUAUAAAUCUACUCUCUCCACCUCUAGGGACUCGUGGAGGCCGUCCACCAUAGCGAUAUGGGAUUAGUUGGUGUACUCCUUCUGGAGCAGCUUGGCAAUGGUGUUGAGCUGGAUGUUGGAAGUGCCUUCGUAGAUGGCACCGAUCUUGCUAUCACGCCAGAACUUCUCGGCAAGACCCUCACGGACAAAGCCCAUACCACCCAUCCACUCAACAGCGAGGCCGGAAACGCGGCCGGCAACCUGGGAAGCGUAGAGCUUGGCCAUGGCGGCGUCACGGACAAAGUCCUCACCAGCCUCCUUCUUGCGGGAGGCGUUGUAGACGAGAGCACGGGCGGCGGCAAUCUCAGUGUAGCUCUGGGCAAUCUGGUGCUGCAUGCCCUGGAACUCACCAACAAGGGAGCCGAACUGCUUGCGGUCGUUCCAGACGUACUUGACGGCGUUCUCGAAGGCGCCGAGGGCAAGACCGGUCAUCUGGGCGGCAAUACCGAUACGACCCUCGUUGAGAAGGGAGAUGGCGUACUUGUAGCCGUGGCCGCGCUCGCCGAGCAGGUUCUCCUUGGGGAUGACGACGUCGUCAAAGUUGAGGACGCAGGUCGAGGAGGCGCGGAUGCCGAGCUUUUUCUCCUUCUUGGCAAUGGAGAAGCCGGGGGUGCCCUUCUCGACAACAAAGGCAGUGAUGCCCUUGUAGCCCUUGGAGGGGUCGAGGUUGGCAAAGACGAUAAAGACCUCGGCCUCCAUGGAGUUUGUGAUCCACAUCUUGCUGCCGGAGAUCUUGAAGCCGUCGGCGGUCUCGGUGGCCUUGGUGGCCAUGGCGAAGGCGUCGGAUCCGGAGACGGGCUCGGACAGGCAGAAGGAGCAGACGGUGUUGGUGGCGAGCUUGGGCAGCCACUUCUUCUUGAGGGCCUCGGAGCCGUACUUGAUAAAGGCGGUGUUGCAGAGGGUGUUGUGCACGUCGACCAUGACGGAGACGGAGGGGUCGGCGCGGGCCAGCUCCUCAAUGCCGAUGAUGGCAGAGGUGAAGGACAUGCCGGCGCCGCCGUACUCCUCGGGGAUCUCGAUGCUCAUGAGGCCCUGCUCAAACAGCUGCUCGACAAUGACGGGGUCCAUGGCCUCGGCCUCGUCCAUCUCGCGCGCGCGGGGGAGCACCACUUCGCUGGCAAACUUGGACACGGCCUCGGCCAUGGCCGCCUCCGUCUCGGAAAGGUGAGUGAUGGGCGUGGGAGGGAUCUCGGAGAUGUCUACGGGUGUGGCGGACAUGCGGGCUGCGGUGGUGGAGAGAGGGCGGCUGGAGAAUGAGUGUUAGCAAUUAAAGGGCAGGGAAGCAAUGUAAUCGUUUUAGGAUAGGGAAUAAAGCAAACUUACGCAGCGGCGCGGGCGACGGAGACGCCUCCGCGGGCAGCCAUGGGAGCGGCAGCGGCAGCUCGGGGAGCAGCAACGCGGGCAGCCGCCAUGGCAGGGCGGAUUGCUCUGGUGAACCUGGAAGACAUGAUGGCGUGUGUGUGUAUGCGCGGAGAGGACGCGGAUUGAUGUUCCUGGAGAAAAGGAAAAAGAAGGAAGCCGUGAAUGCGGAAGAGAGGAAAAAGAAGAGAAAACGCCGGUUGGAGCGAGUGAGCUUAAGCCGGCGGCAGUGCAACGGGUAGGCCUUGGUGGGGAAAACUAAAGCCGAGCAAAAAGAGAAAGUGUGGAGUUGCCGAGGGAUUCUGGGGAAUUGGGCGGCCGGGUUUGAUGCUGUGUAGGAGCAAUUGGGGCGAUAUAAUUGGGUUUUCUGGUGAUGAAGAUGCUGACGUGGAAGCAACGAAGAAAAAAAAAGUGCGUGUGGCUUUUGGACAAGGGGAAAAGAGGGGGAUGCAGCUAGUUGGCACAACAAGAUGAGAGAAGGGUAAGGGAAG
[Torrubiella] hemipterigena is the source of this 6274-nucleotide messenger RNA. The record is from the annotation of a GenBank genome assembly. NCBI's taxonomy places the organism in Eukaryota, Fungi, Ascomycota, Sordariomycetes, Hypocreales, Clavicipitaceae.